This is a messenger RNA of Aspergillus brunneoviolaceus CBS 621.78, 2121 nucleotides long. NCBI's taxonomy places the organism in Eukaryota, Fungi, Ascomycota, Eurotiomycetes, Eurotiales, Aspergillaceae. The record is from RefSeq and is a predicted model, not a curated record.
CUUGGCCUACGCUCACAUUCAGUUCAAUGGUACUGUAAGUAGAACGGGCGUUGCUGGAUGUGUUGACUUCUUCACUUCGAUUGUCUCAUAAUCCGCAUACAUUUCAUGUGAGCUACUGAACUAUACCAAAUGGCUUCUCUACAAACAUCCCUCAUUUGGGUCAUAUAUGCCAUUGCGAUAGUCCUUGCGGUAUUGGUAGCCUGGUUCCUCAUCCACAUUUAUCAAGCCCCUCGAGAUCGUUCGCGCGCUGUGACCUUAACUUGUAUUUUUACCAUCACAAGUCUUCUUGCAACUGUUCUCCUACUGCCAGUUGAUGUUGCUCUGGUCUCUUCAGCGACGUCAUCAAGUCUGGGCCAAAGGAAAGGUUUGACCGCCCAAACUGAUGUCGACAAUGUUCUUCGUUCCUUGACUGUCGUAUACUAUCUACUCUAUUCACUUGAUGCCAUCCUAUGCCUUUUAGUCAUCCCGUUUAUUUAUUUCUGGUACGAAGAGUAUGAUGAGGUUGCUACUGAAGCAGGUGAACAAACCUCGGCCCAACGACUCUGGGCUGCCCUCAAAUAUACUAUAUCUUUUAUCGCAAUUGUGGCAGUGCUACUUCUGGUCGGCUCUCUUGUUCCUAUGUCGAACGUCGAGAAUGUCACUGAAAGUGAACCUCUUACGGCCUCAAUGGUCGAAAAUCGAGGCGAGCGCGCCCUUGUGUUUACAGUUGGAGUACUUAUGACAAUCGGAGUGCCUUUUUAUGUCCUAUAUACGUCCACGGGCCUUGCUCUUCUCCCUUUGCAGGCAGUCAGAGUUCCGUCAGCACCGAAGGAUACAUGGAAAGCUGCCAUCGCCAUGCAGCUUGAGUCCAACAGAGAACGCCAACGCCAAUUGGAUCGGCGCUGCGGAGGAAAUUCUGGGCUUUUGUCCUCCAAGGAUCGUAGAGAAUUGGAUACCCUUGUUCGGGAGGAGAGGACAUUAAUCCGGCGCCAGCGCCUAGCAGACGAAGCACACGCGGAGCACCGAGACUGGGUCGUCAAACUGUUGCUAAAAGCCGAGGCUACAUGCCGUCCAUUGAGAGUACUGGGCGGCAUUUGCUUGUUGUUAAUCGCGCUUCUUAUAUUGAUAUCCAUGUUAUUGACGUCUAUCGACAAGGCCAGCAACUCGCUCUGCAAACACCGUUGCGGAUACCUCCUCAAACAUAUGCAUAUGUUCAAUCCGAUAGAUUGGAUCCUGGUUCAAUCGGCGAGGAUAUUUCCAAUCGACUACAUCAUGUUCACGGUACUCACUUUACUUCUCUUCUCCAGCUCAGUAUUCGGGAUCGCUACAAUAGGCAUUCGAUUCCUCUGGAUGACAAUAUUUCGGAUCAGAAGAGGCUAUACAUCUCCGCAGGCUCUUCUGCUGACAACGGUGAUCUUGAUGCUGACCAUUUUAACACUCAACUAUUCUUUGUCCAUGAAUGUGGCCCCGCAGUACGCAUUAUUUGGUUCUCAAACUUUUUGUGAUCGCCCGCCAACCCCUGAAGGGCAUCCAGAUUGCUCAGAUAACACGCAACUCAUCAAACGAUGUUCGGACAUUGCAGAGAAUACAGCUGCAAGGCAAUCUUGUACGCCUAGCGUUGCUAGCACAUUUGUGAAUCAUGUGACAACAAAGUUUCCCUUCUUUGGGGUGAUACUUUUCUGGUCUCAAUUCAUGUUCAUAGGUUUGUAUACACCGCCCGUCGCUACUACCGAUUGAAUGGUUCGGUGAGACCUCCGGACUGGCUCAGGAGGGUUGGCAACGACCCCCCAGAGCCGGAAAGCUGGUCAAACCCGGUCAGUUGGAGGAAGUAACACUAUUCUACUCCCGCAUCCCAGCGAGAUCGAUAUUAUUGACCUUUUUGUGUAUCACAGGUUUUUAUUUACUCGUUGUUGUCACGUUCAUCAUUCGCUCACCACGACAAGACGAGCUUUUACUUACCGAGGAAGCCGAGGUAGCCGAGGAGGAGAAUCUCCUAGCGAGCACCGGAAGGCGUGGCAAUACUGGGUUGGAUGACACUGUACGAAGGAUGGACAGGCAGGAUGGCAGCAGAAAUUUAGGAUAAUAAUGCUUGUGUAUCUCGUUCCAAGCAAGAACUCAACCCAGUCAUCAGAAAGCCGAGCA